AUGGCUGCACAAGGUUCCAAUGCAACCCUUGAAGUACCUCAAAGAGCUGAUCCUGGCUGGAAGUUUUGUAAGCCAUAUGAUGCGCAUGAUACCAGCCGCUGUAUUUGUAAUUUUUGUGGUAAAAUGACGAAGGGGGGAAUUACAAGAAUGAAGGAGCACUUGAUGGCUAAGCCAGGGAAUGUUGCACCUUGCCCUAAGUGCCCGAAAGAAGUUCGAGAUGAACUGUGGGCAAUUUUGAAUGACAAGAAAAAGAAAGACAGCGAAGCAUAUGAAAGGGUUCGCCUUAAUCUUCUUGAUGAUGACUGCCUCCGUGGUGAUAGUGAUGAGGAACGUGCUAUGGAUGAAGGGCUGGAGAUUGCAACUAGAGAAAAUAAAAAUAAAAAGGUUCUAAAGGGCCAGAUUGAUAUGUACCUCCAAAAACCAGAAAGUGCCAUUGCAAAGAAGAAGAAUGAGAAGUUAAGGCAGGAAAGCAUCAGAGCCUCAUGUGAUAAGGAGUCUACAGCAAGAGUUCAUCAGUAUAUUGCCCGCUUUUGGUAUCAAGCAGGCUUGUCUUUUAACAUGGUUAAGUUGCAAAGCUUUCGUGACAUGCUUGCGACUGUUGGAAGCUUCGGACCUCAUUUAAAACCGCCUUCAUAUCAUGACAUAAGGGUUCCACUUCUUGCAAAGGAGGUAGACUACACUGAGAAUUUGUUGAAGGGCCAGAAGGAGCAAUGGAAAAGAUUUGGUUGCUCUAUUAUGUCCGAUGCAUGGACUGAUAGAAAACAAAGAUCAAUUAUUAACUUCAUGGUGAAUUGUUCAGCUGGAACAAUGUUUCUUAAAUCGGUUGAUGCCUCUGAUUAUGUGAAAACUGGUGAGAAACUAUUUGAGCUGCUUGACUCCAUAAUUGAUGAGGUUGGGGAAGAGAAUGUAGUUCAGGUUAUAACUGACAAUGGCAGCAACUAUGUGAGUGCGGGAAAGAUGCUAGAAGAAAAAAGACCCAACUUAUAUUGGACACCAUGUGCAGCUCACUGCAUAGAUUUAAUGUUGGAAGACAUUGGGAAGAUUCCUCUCAUAAAGAAAACAAUUCAAAGAGCCAUAUCACUUGUUGGUUUCAUUUACGGUCACACUAGUACAUUGAGCUUGUUGAGGUACUAUACCAAGAAAAGAGAAUUGGUAAGGCAUGCUGUUACAAGAUUUGCAACAUCCUAUCUUACAUUGAAAAGAUUGCGGAAGGAGAAGGGGAAAUUGAGGGAGAUGUUUGUGUCACACACUUGGACAAAUAACAAGCUGUCCAACGAGCCAAAAGGAAAGCAAGCCACAAAAAUCGUUUUGAUGAACUCUUUCUGGAACAGUGUGUGUUUUAUAUUAAAGGUCAUGGGUCCAUUGGUACGUGUACUACGCUUAGCGGACAGCGAGAAGAAACCCGCUAUGGGUUAUAUCUAUGAGGCUAUGGAUAAGGCCAAAGAAGCAAUCAGAGCUUCCCUUCGUGAUGACAAAAGCAAAUAUCAAAAAAUCUGGGACAUCAUAGACAAUAGGUGGAAUAGCCAACUACAUCGACCAUUGCAUGCUGCUGGCCACUUCCUAAACCCAGAGUACUACUACAAUGAUUCAGAAUUGGACUAUGAUUUUGAGGUGCAGAAAGGAGUCUAUGAUUGUGUAGAAAGGUUGUCACCUACUGAUGAGCUAAGGAAGAAGAUACUCACCGAGCUACCAAUUUACAAAUCUGGUGGUGGUAUGUUUGGAAGCAAGUUUGCAAUUGAACAAAGGGGCACAAUUGCACCAGCUCAAUGGUGGAGAAUGUAUGGACAAUCAACACCAAAUUUGACGAAGUUGGCAAUAAAGAUUUUAAGUUUGACUUGCAGUGCUUCAGGGUGUGAACGGAAUUGGAGUGUGUUUGAGCAAAUUCAUACAAAGAAAAGAAAUAAGCUUGAGCAUAAGAGACUUGAGGACUUGGUGUUUGUCAAGUAUAAUCAAGCACUAGUAAGAAGGUACAAUAUUAGAGAUGAGUUGGACCCUAUCUCCUUGGAUGACAUUGAUGAGAGCAAUGAAUGGCUAGUGGGGACAAUGGAAGAGGAUGAAGAUGAUGCUGGAAAUGAUAGGGUAUUUCCGGAGGACGACCUCACUUGGGAUGUUGUUUACAAAGCUUCGGGAAUUGGAGAGCCUAGUACUAACACUAGGCGAGGAACUAGAAAGAGAAAAGAGGUCACAACUGCUGCAGGUAAUUCAUCUAAGAAGAAGAAAGGUGCUACUGCUUCCAAGAACGGAAAAGAGCCGAUUGUUAUUGAAGAUGAAGAAGAAGAGAUUUCAGAUAAUGAUUUGGAGGACUCUGAAAUAGAAGCUGAUGGAUAUGUUUCACUUUCUGAUGAAGUGGAUGAUGAAAAUUCUAGGGAGGAGGAAGAGGAUAACGAGUAG
This is a messenger RNA of Lotus japonicus, 2391 nucleotides long. RefSeq lists its product as uncharacterized. The transcript is spliced from 4 exons. Gene Ontology annotation, molecular function: DNA binding; protein dimerization activity. NCBI's taxonomy places the organism in Eukaryota, Viridiplantae, Streptophyta, Magnoliopsida, Fabales, Fabaceae. Bases 1 to 2391 code for a protein of 796 amino acids. The record is from RefSeq and is a predicted model, not a curated record.